UUACUCUACUACUGUGAUCUGUGAUAAGAGUUGCACUAACAACUUAGCCACAUCGCCAUCUUUCUCUGCUGUUUUCAGAUCCAAAGCGACACUGUUGUGUCAAACCAGCUCAACAGCCCACCAUGUUCCGCACUAGGGAUAAAAAAACGCCAGAACAGUUCCAGGAUGUUUCGCAAGGUUUGAAAAAACUUUACCGGACUAAACUCUUUCCCCUGGAGGACAGCUACCAAUUCCACGACUUCCACUCACCGGCGCUCGAGGAUGCGGACUUCGACAACAAACCCAUGGUUCUCUUGGUCGGUCAGUAUUCGACCGGGAAAACGACCUUCAUUCGGCACCUGAUGGAGCAAGACUUCCCCGGUAUGAGGAUAGGGCCCGAGCCGACGACAGACUCUUUCAUAGCUGUGAUGCACGGUGACCAGGACGGGAUGAUACCUGGCAACGCCUUGGUUGUCGACCCCAAAAAACCCUUCCGCAAACUCAGCGCAUUUGGUAACGCGUUCCUCAACAGAUUUACGUGUGCUCAGAUGUCCAACCCGGUCCUGGAGAGCAUCAGUAUCAUUGAUACCCCUGGAAUCCUGUCAGGAGAGAAACAGAGGAUAAGCAGAGGGUAUGACUUUGCAGCAGUACUGGAGUGGUUUGCGGAGCGUGUGGACCGCAUCAUCCUCCUGUUUGACGCCCACAAGCUAGACAUCUCAGACGAGUUCUCUGAGGUGAUCCGCGCCCUGAAGAACCACGAGGACAAGAUGCGCGUGGUGCUGAACAAGGCUGACCAGAUCAACACGCAGCAGCUGAUGAGAGUCUACGGUGCCCUCAUGUGGUCGCUGGGGAAGAUCAUCAACACCCCCGAGGUGGUGAGGGUGUACAUCGGGUCGUUCUGGGCCCAGCCUCUCCUGAUCCCUGACAACAGGAAGCUGUUUGAGGCUGAGGAACAGGACUUGUUCCAGGACAUCCAGGGGCUUCCCCGGAAUGCAGCGAUACGGAAACUCAAUGACCUCAUCAAGAGGGCACGGCUGGCUAAGGUCCACGCCUACAUCAUCAGCUCUCUGAAGAAGGAGAUGCCCAGUGUGUUUGGGAAGGAGAACAAAAAGAAGGAGCUGAUCGCCAACCUGGGAGAGACGUACCUGAAGAUAGAGAGGGAACAUCAGAUCUCCCCUGGAGACUUCCCUAAACUCAAGAAGAUGCAGGAGCUCCUGGCUGGCCACGACUUCUCUAAGUUCUCUACCAUGAAGCCCAAGCUGCUAGAGGCUGUGGAGGACAUGUUGGCCAACGACAUCGCCUGCCUCAUGACCCUGGUCCGCCAGGAGGAAGCCGCCAUGCCCAGCCAGGCUGUCCACGGAGGCGCCUUCGAGGGCACCAUGUCCGGCCCCUUCGGCCACGGCUAUGGAGAGGGAGCCGGGGAAGGCAUCGACGAGCUGGAGUGGGUGGUGGGCAGGGACAAACCCUCAUACGAUGAGAUUUUCUACACGCUGUCGCCGAUCAAUGGUAAAGUGUCGGGCGCGGCAGCCAAGAAGGAGAUGGUGAAGUCCAAGCUGCCCAACACGGUCCUGGGCAAGAUCUGGAAGCUGGCUGACGUGGAUAAGGAUGGUUACCUGGACGACGAGGAGUUUGCGUUGGCCAAUCACCUGAUCAAGGUGAAGCUAGAGGGGCAUGAGCUGCCGGGGAAGCUUCCGGAACACCUAGUGCCACCUUCUAAACGCCACCAGGAGAUUGAUAUGGGAGAGUGAUAUGGAACUGGGAGGAAGGGGGAAAACCACAAUCUAAUGAGCCAGGGAGAGACUGGGGAGGGGUUGUUUUGAGGUGUGGGGGGAAAUGUUUCUGAAGAUUAGCUGAGGGAGGGUUGGGCGGGUGGAGAGUUGGUACUUAUGAAUGGACAUUAACGGAAUGGGUUGAUUGCUGCAUGAGGGAAUGGGAUGGGGAAACUUGCUAAAUAAAUGUUUUGCAAAUAUAUCAGAUCCAAAAAAUAUACUGUCCAUAUGUUGAUCCAAAGAGACAUAAUUAACUCAUCCUUUUUUAAGAAAAAACAAUUCUAAAUUAGAAUAUUUUAUCUAUAUUUUUGUAUUUCCUGUCUGUUUACUAUGAGAUGCAUUCAAAUGCUUCCAUUUUAUUAUUUUCUCAGAUGAAUUAAAAGGAAAUAUUUAUCCCAA
Messenger RNA from Salvelinus namaycush (lake trout), 2147 nucleotides. RefSeq names its product EH-domain containing 1a (gene ehd1a). Gene Ontology annotation, cellular component: plasma membrane; cytoplasm. NCBI's taxonomy places the organism in Eukaryota, Metazoa, Chordata, Actinopteri, Salmoniformes, Salmonidae. Gene Ontology annotation, biological process: endosomal transport; endocytosis. The transcript is spliced from 6 exons. Gene Ontology annotation, molecular function: calcium ion binding; GTP binding; protein binding. The record is from RefSeq and is a predicted model, not a curated record. The coding region runs from base 123 to 1727 and encodes 534 amino acids.